Molecule: messenger RNA, 1937 nt
Organism: Cladocopium goreaui
Lineage: Eukaryota; Dinophyceae; Suessiales; Symbiodiniaceae
Source: the annotation of a GenBank genome assembly
AUGAUUCACUUUGUGCCAAAACGUGGUCUGAGAUGUUUUUUUUGCUGCGAGAGCAGGCAGUUAACUAAGACAUUUCAAGGGCCAGCUGCAAAUCAGCAGAGCCAGCAUUUGACCCUUGGCCCAAGGCAAUUGUCCUUGACUCUUCUUUCUUUCGUUCUGGCCAGUGCCUUGCCACGGAACCUCCUGUCAUUCCUCGUGGCCUUUGGGGUCUUCCUGUCGACCUCUCCUCGGCGUCGUGAAGCCCGAGAGGCGAUCCCCAUCGAUGGCAGCAAUGCCGAGAGCACAGGUGACGUGGCUGAAGUGUCGCUGCUGAACAUCGCAGUGCAGGAGAUGUGGCCCGAAAUCACCAGCUUCAUCCGCACGGUCCUGAAAGAGACGGUGGAGGAAGCCAUUCAGACCAGAAUGCCCUGGUUUCUGAGCAGCCUCGGUUUCGGGCGUAUUUCUUUUGGAGACGCCGCCUUAAAAGUGGAAGAGCUCAACGUGGAGCGUUUGGCACAGGAGUCCUACAAAGAUGGCGAGAUGCGGAGCUUCAAGGUCUCCAGCCUGGUGGCCUGGGAUGCGGACGUGGACGUGGCCUUGACCGCACCCUUCGCGGCCAUUUCCGCGGAGCAUGUGCUGGUGAAAGGUCGACUGGACGUUUGUCUCCAGCAGAUCUUGCCGAGGCCACCCUUUUUCACGGGCAUCACCUUCUACUUCGCUGAGCUGCCUACUGUGCAGCUGACUUUGGAUGGCACUCUGAUGGGCCUCCGUGUGUCAUUGCUUUGGUUGGAGAAGAUCUUGGCGGAGAUCAUCCAAAAACAGCUGGCGGAACAGAUCGUUCUCCCUGCCGUGGCGGCAGUUUUACUGGACGUCACCAACGAUGACGCGUGGUUCGAAGCAGGCAACAUGUUCCCCGAGGGCAUUUGUACCGUGGUGGUGCUGCAAGCCGAAGACCUGGCUGCGAAGGACCUUGCUUUGCCCUUUGGCCUCUCUCAACCGAGUUCAGACCCCUACUGCGAAGUAACCUUGGGCACAUCGCAUUGGCGAACCCCUGUGCGACCGCAGAACCUGAACCCCAAGUGGCUUCCAGCUGAAGGCACUCGGCAGUUCCUGGUGCAUUCUCGCAGCGAGCAGCAGCUUCAGCUGCAUUUCUAUGAUGAGAACCCCUACACCGAGGAUGUUUCCUUGGGAUACCUGUCCUUGCCUGUGUCGGAGCUUCCGGCGGAGGUGAUAAACAUGGAACCGACUUUAGCCACCCGACGGAUGGCACUGAGCCAACAGGGCUUCGUGACCUUCUCAGGGACCUGGUCGGAGCUGAAAUUGGAUGAGACCAACCUGCGCCGACAGCUGCGACGCUUGGACGAGCGCUGCGGCCGUCGUCCCGCCUUUGUGGUCCUGAUUGGGAUCGACAGCUGCAUCUUCAUGGAGGGCAAGGAGGAAGCAAGGGCUCGCGCCAAACCGCGGGGCUCUUACUUUUGCAAGACCACUUGCGAGGAGCAUGAGGAAACCUACCGGAGCCGUAGCGCUCGCAAGAAAGGGCGUUAUGGCGCCACCGCUUGGUGGCGCAGAUCUACUGUGGUGGAUGUGGGCAGGCCUGGCGGUCCAGGCUCCGAAUCCGAUGAAGAGGAGGAAGUGGAGGACAACACAGUUCACUUCCAGGCCACUUUUACCCAUUUGAUCCAGGGAGACCCUCGCUCCGCCGUGUGCCACCUGAAAAUUGAACGUGGUGGCGCGCUGCCUGUGGGCAAAGAGGUGGGUCAACUGGAUUUUCCCAUUUAUCGCUUGAUUUCAGCGCAAGCCAACACGACCAAGGUGGUGUUACCUCUGGGCACUGCCAAGUUGUCAUUGCUGGCUCAGCUGAGGGCUACUGCUGGGUGAGAUUUUCGACGAUGCCAGAAGGGGCGACGAACAAACGGCCUCCCUGGCACCGGCCAAAGAAUGCCGGCACCUGGAGCGAC